Molecule: messenger RNA, 671 nt
Organism: Tigriopus californicus
Lineage: Eukaryota; Metazoa; Arthropoda; Copepoda; Harpacticoida; Harpacticidae
Product: DNL-type zinc finger protein-like
Exons: 2
Coding region: 90-569 (159 amino acids)
Biological process (GO): protein import into mitochondrial matrix; protein stabilization; protein folding
Cellular component (GO): mitochondrion
Molecular function (GO): zinc ion binding; protein-folding chaperone binding
Source: RefSeq, a predicted model, not a curated record
CAUUAGUAUUUCGAGGCUAGCGACGAAAUCAAAACAAACGCUAUUGAAGCAAGUAAGAGAGAGGUCUGUUUGUGAAUCGUAAAGGCUAUAUGCUUCGUCGAGGAAUCCUCCGUCUCGGGCGUGGCCGAGCUGUCCAUCUGACACACCCGCCAGCGGUUAAGUUCAAUUUCCUUGCUGCCACAUCAAAGUUGACAAAUAAUGCGUGGCCUACGAGUCCAUUCCUCACGCAGCGGUUCUACUCGAGCGAUCCCAAUCCCACACCUCCCGCUAAGAUUCCCUUGGGCCAACUCCAAGGCCGUCUCCACCUAUGCUACACGUGUAAAGUGUGUUCCACACGGAACGCCAAGUUCAUUUCCAAGCAAGCCUACACCCAAGGUGUAGUGAUCGUCACCUGUGAGGGUUGCCAAAACCGCCACUUGAUCGCCGACAAUCUGGGUUGGUGGGCUGAGCUCCACGACCAAGGGUUGACCAACAUUGAAAAGAUCCUGGCGAGUCGAGGCGAAAAGGUGCGAACAGUGUCUCUGACCGCGGACGACCUGGAACUCGUGCCCAAGGCCCCGGAUGGAUGAGGAUCGAGAGAUUUUGAUUCGCUCAUGAGUCCUGACGAAAGGAUUAGUGUCCAACAUUACUUGGUAUCUAUAUUUUCAUGAUAAAAUGCCUAAUCCAGCCAA